This is a messenger RNA of Desarmillaria tabescens, 1964 nucleotides long. Its product is annotated as TAP-like protein-domain-containing protein. Lineage: Eukaryota; Fungi; Basidiomycota; Agaricomycetes; Agaricales; Physalacriaceae. The record is from RefSeq and is a predicted model, not a curated record. Bases 1 to 1509 code for a protein of 502 amino acids. The transcript is spliced from 15 exons.
AUGAUUCGUGAGGCGACACAUAUAAAUGCUCACAGAUUGAUUUUCAGCCUUCAAUGUCACCUUUCCCAACGAUUGCUCUCAUCUUUGCCUUCUCCGUUCUCUCUGGUACCACCGAGUUCCUGUUUCCUACAGUAUUGGCUCAAAUCACUUUCGAUUGGAGGACUAUUGAACCGACAAGCAAUUUAUCAUGGGUCGACUGCUACUCUGGCUACCAAUGCACCCUGUUUCCAGGUGCCUAUCGACUACUUGAAUGAAGACGGUAAUAAAGCUUCCCUCGCGGUAAUCAAGUUUUCCGCGCAUUCCAAGACCGAAUCUAAAGGAUCCGUACUGAUGAAUCCGGGAGGCCCUGGUGGUAGCGGCGUCGCCGCCUUGGCUCUCAUGGGUCCGCUACUUGCAUCUGUUAUUGGGAACCAAUAUGAUUUCAUCAGCUUCGAUCCCCGUGGGGUCGGUAAUUCGACGCCCCGAGCGGAGUUCUUUCUCUCAAAGGAAGAGCAUUCGCAAUGGCUUGCGAAUCCCAAUCCGGAGCUGGCCAAAGACAGAGAUAACGGAAUCCUGAAUCAUAUGACUACGGACAACAGCGCUCGGGAUAUGCUAUGGAUCAGUGAGGCGAAAGGCCAAGAGAAGCUGCAGUAUUUGGGAUUAUCUUAUGGGAUAGUUCUUGGCACCACCUUUGCUACAAUGUUUCCCGAUAAAGUCCAACGUAUGGCGUGGCAGAUAUGGACGGCCUAUUACAGAAAUGACUUGCGCAAUCAGAUUGCCGACACUGACAAGGUCAUGCAAUCUUUCUUUGAUGCAUGCGUGGCUGCUGGCCCCGAUGCAUGCGCUUUCCACGCCCCUACUUCAGAUGCCAUCUCUAAACAGUUCGAUUCUCUAUACGAGUCUCUUCUUAUUCAGCCAAUUCCAGUCUCAGAAUUGCCCCUCUCCCAACCGUACAGAUAUUUCUCUGUCCUCGCCCAAGGUCUCGCUGAUAUUGCGGCCGCCAGGGAUGGCAGUAUAAUUUACGGGAUGCAGGCGAUGGCCGAUGCAUCGAAUAACACGGACUCUGCGGCAGAUCUGUUGGCCUAUUGGGACAGCAUCAAGGAUUUAUCGACCCUUUCCGACUAUACUUUUUAUCCGAAGAAUCAGCUGCGCGUGAUGGAUGGAAAUUCCAUCGUGAGGGCAGAUUUACGGGUGAGAUUUUUUCCGCAGACAUCACUAGGGAUCAUUGUAGAAUAUCUAUUGAUAGGUCCGGUUACCGGAAAUACCAGUUAUCCUAUCCUUUUCAUACGAAACACCGCCGAUCCCCUUACUCCUCUAUCUAUGGCGCGGAAGACGUCGAGCGCAUUCCCCGGCUCCGUCGUUCUGGCUCAAAACUCGUCCGGGCACACCUCCCUGUUCUCUUUGUCUACAUGCACGCACGCAUACAUUCAAGCGUACUUUCAAAACGGUACACUUCCUGCCGACGGAACAGUCUGCGAAAUCGAGUCCGAGAUGUUCCCAACAUCGUCAAUCACCCUUGGUCGCCAAUAAUUCUGGAGUAUAAUCACUCUCCUUGUCCUAGUCCCCUUUUACCCCGAACAUUGGUUUGCUCAUCCCAGCUUCGCGUCCAAGUCGUACAUCUUUUUCUCAGUUUUUUGCUCGUAUCUAGCCCAAAGUUAUCUUACGUGUACUACUUCGGUUGGACUGUAGACAGUACGCGUGGUGUGUAAAUACAUGCACUCCGUUCUCAAUCUUCUCGCGAAUACCUUACUUCUUCGAAAAUUCGAGUCUUCAUCUCCGUAUCUCCAGUGACUUCAUACUAUAUUUGCUCGACACUUUCUUCGGAAGGACAUUUAUGUCAUCCAUACUGAGUACUCGAAAUGUAUUGGUUCGAUCCUUUCUUUCAUCCGAGGGCGAAGUCCUCAGGUUCACUGAAUUGCAGGGAACUGUAUGUUGCCAUUUGCCUUCUAUGAAGCGCUGAAAACCCGCAAAGAUGUAAAUUACCG